Messenger RNA from Penicillium arizonense, 1512 nucleotides. RefSeq names its product MFS transporter. Lineage: Eukaryota; Fungi; Ascomycota; Eurotiomycetes; Eurotiales; Aspergillaceae. The transcript is spliced from 2 exons. Bases 1 to 1512 code for a protein of 503 amino acids. Gene Ontology annotation, biological process: transmembrane transport. The record is from RefSeq and is a predicted model, not a curated record. Gene Ontology annotation, molecular function: transmembrane transporter activity.
AUGGAGAACCAUUCCAAUCAGCCUGGCACAAUUGCCAGCACACCUGACGAACAAACCGAUGUUGAAAGUGCACCCGAACCAGAAGUCGAGGAAAAGCCCACUGACAAAGACCCCAACCUCGUUGAAUGGGAUGGUCCAGAGGACCCUGAGAACCCGCAGAACUUCACGAAGCUACGCAAAUGGGUCAUUACAUUGACCUUGUCCUCCAUGACCAUGUGGAUCACCUUUGCAUCCAGUGUCUUCUCCACAGCAACUCAAGUCACCGCAAAGGAAUUCAAUGUCUCGACCGAAGUCAUGGUCCUGGGCACCAGUCUGGUUGUCUUUGGCUUUGCACUUGGCCCGUUGUGCUGGGCACCACUGAGCGAACUAUACGGCCGUCGUAUCCCACUGUUCUCCGGCUAUGCCAUCUUCGCCAUUUUCCAAAUCCCCGUAGCCGUGGCCCAAAACCUGGAGACGAUCCUGGUCUGCCGUUUCCUGAUGGGCGUUUUUGGCUGUUCGCCUCUGGCAGUUGUCGGCGGUGCCAUGGCUGAUAUCUGGAAUCCCGUUGACCGCGCAGUGGCCAUUGCUCUAUUCAGCUCAGCUACGUUCCUCGGACCCGUCCUGGGCCCAAUUAUCGGGGGCUUCAUCACAGACUCAUCCCUAGGCUGGCGCUGGACAGCCUGGAUAACCCUAAUCGCCUCAGCCUUCUUCGGGCUAAUCGCCCUCGUCGUCGUCCCAGAGACCUACGGCCCAGUCCUCCUCCAAAAGCGCGCAGCCCGCCUACGCACCGAAACCCGCAACUGGGCCUUCCACUCCUUCCUCGAUGAACACAAGCCAACAAUGUCCGACAUCGUAACCAAAUACCUCCUCCGCCCCUUCCAAAUGCUCUUCCAAGAACCAAUCCUCCUCUUCAUAACAAUCUACCUCGCCCUAAUCUACGGCAUCCUAUACCUCUUCUUUGAAGCCUACCCAAUCUCCUUCAGCCAAGUCCGCGGCUGGAAGCACGAAGGCGUAGCCGCACUCCCAUUCCUGGGUAUCCUAGUUGGCGUUGUGCUCGGCGCCUGCCUAAUCAUCUACACAACGAAAACCCGCUUCGCCCGCAAACUCGCCAAACACGGCCAUGUCGUUCCCGAGGAACGCCUCCUGCCAAUGAUGAUCGCUUCCUUCCUCUUGCCCAUCGGUCUAUUCUGGUUCGGCUGGACUUCUGAUCCUAGCAUCUCGUGGGUGCCGCAGGUCAUCGCCGGUGUGCCUAUUGGCAUGGGCAUCUUGGUUAUUUUCAUGCAGGGCUUAAAUUAUAUUAUUGAUGUCUAUAUGAUGUUUGCGAACUCGGCUAUUGCGGCUAAUACCCUUGUGCGGUCGACCCUUGGUGGUGCCUUCCCGUUGUUUGCUACGCAGAUGUAUACCAAUCUGGGUGUCGAAUGGGCGUCUAGUGUGCUUGGGUUUAUUUCUGUUGCUAUGAUUCCUAUUCCUUUCUUGUUCUUCUUUUAUGGUGCGAAGAUUCGCGCUAUGAGCAAGUUUAGUCCCAAGUUCUGA